GGCAGCUGACAGUUUCAGUAAACCACGGAGACGAACGGAUUACGGGCGACGCUGGCGAAAUUGAAACUAAAGCCGCAACAGCAACCACAACUCAUAAUAGUAAUAUUAACCAUAAUACGGAAACACAAUUGGUAUAAAAGCCAACAGUUAAAGCGAAAGGCAAGCACACAACCAAACACCACAGCCCAAAAUAGUACAUAAUAGCAAUACACAAAUAAUAAUAAUAAUAAUAACAAUAAUAAACCGAAACAGCUCUGGGAACAAAACGCAACGUUUGGUGAGAAUUUUUGGCAACACGUCGCGUCGUCUUGGUUGUUGUUAACCACAUCCUGCAAACGCCAAAGGUCCGAGAAUAAAAUUCAACCCACUACCCAAUAAUAAUACAGAUCAGCAGCAAACAAAGAAACACAAAAAGCAAAUAAAAAUAAAGCAAAAAACAAAAAAUUAAAAACAAAUUCAUCUUCUACUUGUUCUACCGCUUCAACUUUAUUCGUCUUCGUCUCCGUAAUAAAUAUAUACAAAAUAUACAUAUAUACAUAUAUGCAUAUGUGUGAGUGCGUCGCGUGUGUGUUGGUGCCUAUAAAUGUGUGAGCCACAACAACAACAACAGCAGCAGCAACCAGAGCCAGAGCAACAACCACAGCAGCAGCAGCAGCAACAGUAGUUAACAGCAGCAACCAUUCUUAGCAGCAGCAGCAACAGCAACACAAGCAAGCACCUCCACAACAACAGCAGCAGCCACAACCACAAUAGCAACCACAACAACAGCAUCAGCGGAUAGAGCGAGCAGCCAGGCACAACAUCGAUAGACAUCGAUUAACGCAUCGUGCUAAGCGGCGGGCGCUAAUCGAACAUGGCGCCUCGGAUAUAGUUGUAGCUUUAAUGUAGCAGGCGACAUCCAUGUGCCUCAUGCCUUGGAAAUCUAAGGCUCUCAUCGUUGGCCGCAUAGACAAUGACAGAAGAUUCCGACUCGAUAUCUGAGGAAGAACGCAGUUUGUUCCGUCCCUUUACCCGCGAAUCAUUGGUGCAAAUCGAACAACGCAUUGCCGCUGAACAUGAAAAGCAGAAGGAGCUGGAAAGAAAGAGAGCCGAGGGAGAGGUGCCGCAAUAUGGUCGCAAGAAAAAACAAAAAGAAAUCCGAUAUGAUGACGAGGACGAGGAUGAAGGUCCACAACCGGAUCCUACACUUGAACAGGGUGUGCCAAUACCUGUUCGAUUGCAGGGCAGCUUCCCGCCGGAAUUGGCCUCCACUCCUCUCGAGGAUAUCGAUCCCUACUACAGCAAUGUACUGACAUUCGUAGUUGUAAGCAAAGGAAAAGAUAUUUUUCGCUUUUCUGCAUCAAAAGCAAUGUGGCUGCUCGAUCCGUUCAAUCCGAUACGUCGUGUGGCCAUUUACAUUCUAGUGCAUCCAUUAUUUUCCCUGUUCAUCAUCACCACAAUUCUCGUCAACUGCAUCCUGAUGAUAAUGCCGACAACGCCCACGGUUGAGUCCACUGAGGUGAUAUUCACCGGAAUCUACACAUUUGAAUCAGCUGUUAAAGUGAUGGCACGAGGUUUCAUUUUAUGCCCGUUUACGUAUCUUAGAGAUGCAUGGAAUUGGCUGGACUUCGUAGUAAUAGCUUUAGCUUAUGUGACCAUGGGUAUAGAUUUAGGUAAUCUAGCAGCCUUGCGAACGUUUAGGGUGCUGCGAGCGCUUAAAACCGUAGCCAUUGUGCCAGGCUUGAAGACCAUCGUCGGCGCCGUCAUCGAAUCGGUGAAGAAUCUGCGCGAUGUGAUAAUCCUCACCAUGUUCUCCCUCUCGGUCUUCGCGCUAAUGGGCCUGCAGAUCUACAUGGGCGUGCUCACGCAGAAGUGCAUCAAGAAGUUCCCGCUGGACGGCUCCUGGGGCAACCUGACUGACGAGAACUGGGACUAUCACAAUCGCAAUAGCUCCAAUUGGUACUCGGAGGACGAGGGCAUCUCAUUUCCGCUGUGCGGCAAUAUAUCCGGCGCGGGGCAAUGCGACGACGACUACGUGUGCCUGCAGGGGUUUGGGCCGAAUCCGAACUACGGCUACACCAGCUUUGAUUCGUUCGGCUGGGCCUUCCUGUCCGCCUUCCGGCUGAUGACACAGGACUUCUGGGAGGACCUGUACCAGCUGGUGUUGCGCGCCGCCGGACCAUGGCACAUGCUGUUCUUUAUAGUCAUCAUCUUCCUAGGUUCAUUCUAUCUUGUGAAUUUGAUUUUGGCCAUUGUUGCCAUGUCGUAUGACGAAUUGCAAAAGAAGGCCGAAGAAGAAGAGGCUGCCGAAGAGGAGGCGAUACGUGAAGCGGAGGAGGCUGCCGCCGCCAAAGCCGCCAAGCUGGAGGAGCGGGCCAAUGCGCAGGCUCAGGCAGCAGCGGAUGCGGCUGCCGCCGAAGAGGCUGCACUGCAUCCGGAGAUGGCCAAGAGUCCGACGUAUUCGUGCAUCAGCUAUGAGCUUUUCGUUGGCGGCGAGAAGGGCAACGACGACAACAACAAGGAGAAGAUGUCCAUUCGCAGCGUCGAGGUGGAGUCGGAGUCGGUGAGCGUUAUACAAAGACAACCAGCACCUACCACAGCACACCAAGCUACCAAAGUUCGUAAAGUGAGCACGACAUCCUUAUCCUUACCUGGUUCACCGUUUAACAUACGCAGGGGAUCACGUAGUUCUCACAAGUACACGAUACGGAACGGACGUGGCCGCUUUGGUAUACCCGGUAGCGAUCGCAAGCCGUUGGUACUGUCAACAUAUCAGGACGCCCAGCAGCACCUGCCCUAUGCCGACGACUCGAAUGCCGUCACCCCGAUGUCCGAGGAGAAUGGGGCCAUCAUUGUGCCCGUGUACUAUGGCAAUCUAGGCUCUCGGCACUCAUCGUAUACCUCGCAUCAGUCCCGAAUAUCGUAUACCUCACAUGGCGAUCUACUCGGCGGCAUGGCCGUCAUGGGCGUCAGCACAAUGACCAAGGAGAGCAAAUUGCGCAACCGCAACACACGCAAUCAAUCAGUGGGCGCCACCAAUGGCGGCACCACCUGCCUGGACACCAACCACAAGCUCGAGCAUCGCGACUUCGAAAUCGGUCUGGAGUGCACGGACGAAGCUGGCAAGAUUAAACAUCAUGACAAUCCUUUUAUCGAGCCCGUCCAGACACAAACGGUGGUCGACAUGAAAGAUGUGAUGGUCCUGAAUGACAUCAUCGAACAGGCCGCUGGUCGGCACAGUCGGGCAAGCGAUCGCGGUGUCUCCGUUUACUAUUUUCCAACAGAGGACGAUGACGAGGACGGGCCAACGUUCAAAGACAAGGCACUCGAAGUGAUCCUAAAGGGCAUCGAUGUGUUUUGUGUGUGGGACUGUUGCUGGGUUUGGUUGAAAUUUCAGGAGUGGGUCUCGCUAAUCGUCUUCGAUCCCUUCGUCGAGCUCUUCAUCACGCUGUGCAUUGUGGUGAACACGAUGUUCAUGGCGAUGGAUCACCACGAUAUGAACAAGGAGAUGGAGCGCGUGCUCAAGAGUGGCAACUAUUUCUUCACGGCCACCUUCGCCAUCGAGGCCACCAUGAAGCUGAUGGCCAUGAGCCCCAAGUACUAUUUCCAGGAGGGCUGGAACAUCUUCGACUUCAUCAUCGUGGCCCUAUCGCUUUUGGAGCUGGGUCUCGAGGGCGUCCAGGGUCUGUCCGUCUUGCGUUCGUUUCGAUUGCUGCGUGUUUUCAAGCUGGCCAAGUCCUGGCCGACACUGAAUUUGCUCAUAUCGAUUAUGGGCCGCACUGUCGGCGCCCUGGGCAAUCUGACUUUCGUCCUGUGCAUUAUUAUCUUCAUAUUCGCGGUCAUGGGCAUGCAGCUGUUUGGCAAGAACUACACAGAUCACAAGGACCGCUUCCCGGAUGGCGACCUGCCGCGCUGGAACUUCACCGACUUUAUGCACAGCUUUAUGAUCGUGUUCCGUGUGCUCUGUGGAGAGUGGAUCGAGUCCAUGUGGGACUGCAUGUAUGUGGGCGAUGUCUCGUGCAUUCCCUUCUUCUUGGCCACCGUUGUCAUCGGCAAUCUUGUGGUACUUAACCUUUUCUUAGCCUUGCUUUUGUCCAAUUUUGGCUCAUCUAGCUUAUCAGCACCGACUGCCGAUAACGAUACGAAUAAAAUAGCCGAGGCCUUCAAUCGAAUUGGCCGAUUUAAAAGUUGGGUUAAGCGUAAUAUUGCUGAUUGUUUCAAGUUAAUACGUAACAAAUUGACAAAUCAAAUAAGUGAUCAACCAUCAGGUGAGAGGACCAACCAGAUCAGUUGGAUUUGGAGCGAAGAGCAUGGUGACAACGAACUGGAGCUGGGGCACGACGAGAUCCUCGCCGAUGGCCUGAUCAAGAAGGGAAUCAAGGAACAGACGCAACUGGAGGUGGCCAUCGGGGAUGGCAUGGAGUUCACGAUACACGGCGACAUGAAGAACAACAAGCCGAAGAAAUCCAAAUAUCUAAAUAACGCAACGAUGAUUGGCAACUCAAUUAACCACCAAGACAAUAGACUGGAACACGAGCUAAACCAUAGAGGUUUGUCCUUACAGGACGACGACACUGCCAGCAUUAACUCAUAUGGUAGCCAUAAGAAUCGACCAUUCAAGGACGAGAGCCACAAGGGCAGCGCCGAGACGAUGGAGGGCGAGGAGAAGCGCGACGCCAGCAAGGAGGAUUUAGGUCUCGACGAGGAACUGGACGAGGAGGGCGAAUGCGAGGAGGGCCCGCUCGACGGUGAUAUCAUUAUUCAUGCACACGACGAGGAUAUACUCGAUGAAUAUCCAGCUGAUUGCUGCCCCGAUUCGUACUAUAAGAAAUUUCCGAUCUUAGCCGGUGACGAUGACUCGCCGUUCUGGCAAGGAUGGGGCAAUUUACGACUGAAAACUUUUCAAUUAAUUGAAAAUAAAUAUUUUGAAACAGCUGUUAUCACUAUGAUUUUAAUGAGUAGCUUAGCUUUGGCAUUAGAAGAUGUACACCUGCCACAAAGACCCAUACUGCAGGAUAUUUUAUACUAUAUGGACAGAAUAUUUACGGUUAUAUUCUUCUUGGAAAUGUUAAUCAAGUGGUUGGCGCUCGGAUUCAAAGUGUACUUCACCAACGCGUGGUGUUGGCUCGAUUUCGUGAUUGUCAUGGUAUCGCUUAUCAACUUCGUUGCUUCACUUGUUGGAGCUGGUGGUAUUCAAGCCUUCAAGACUAUGCGAACGUUAAGAGCACUGAGACCACUACGUGCCAUGUCCCGUAUGCAGGGCAUGAGGGUCGUUGUUAAUGCGCUGGUACAAGCUAUACCGUCCAUCUUCAAUGUGCUAUUGGUGUGUCUAAUAUUUUGGCUAAUUUUUGCCAUAAUGGGUGUACAGCUUUUUGCUGGAAAAUAUUUUAAGUGCGAGGACAUGAACGGCACGAAGCUCAGCCACGAGAUCAUACCAAAUCGCAAUGCCUGCGAGAGCGAGAACUACACGUGGGUGAAUUCAGCAAUGAAUUUCGAUCAUGUAGGUAACGCGUAUCUGUGCCUUUUCCAAGUGGCCACCUUCAAAGGCUGGAUACAAAUCAUGAACGAUGCUAUCGAUUCACGAGAGGUGGACAAGCAACCAAUUCGUGAAACGAACAUCUACAUGUAUUUAUAUUUCGUAUUCUUCAUCAUAUUUGGAUCAUUUUUCACACUCAAUCUGUUCAUUGGUGUUAUCAUUGAUAAUUUUAAUGAGCAAAAGAAAAAAGCAGGUGGAUCAUUAGAAAUGUUCAUGACAGAAGAUCAGAAAAAGUACUAUAAUGCUAUGAAAAAGAUGGGCUCUAAAAAACCAUUAAAAGCCAUUCCAAGACCAAGGUGGCGACCACAAGCAAUAGUCUUUGAAAUAGUAACCGAUAAGAAAUUCGAUAUAAUCAUUAUGUUAUUCAUUGGUCUGAACAUGUUUACCAUGACCCUCGAUCGUUACGAUGCGUCGGACACGUACAACGCGGUCCUAGACUAUCUCAAUGCGAUAUUCGUAGUUAUUUUCAGUUCCGAAUGUCUAUUAAAAAUAUUCGCUUUACGAUAUCACUAUUUUAUUGAGCCAUGGAAUUUAUUUGAUGUAGUAGUUGUCAUUUUAUCCAUCUUAGGUCUCGUACUUAGCGAUAUUAUCGAGAAGUACUUCGUGUCGCCGACCCUGCUCCGAGUGGUGCGUGUGGCGAAGGUGGGCCGAGUCCUUCGACUGGUGAAGGGUGCCAAGGGCAUCAGGACGCUGCUAUUCGCGUUGGCCAUGUCGCUGCCAGCCCUCUUCAACAUCUGCCUGCUGCUGUUCCUGGUCAUGUUCAUCUUCGCCAUCUUCGGCAUGUCGUUCUUCAUGCACGUAAAGGAGAAGAGCGGCAUCAACGACGUGUAUAACUUCAAGACCUUUGGCCAGAGCAUGAUCCUGCUCUUUCAGAUGUCGACGUCAGCCGGUUGGGAUGGUGUACUGGACGCCAUUAUCAAUGAGGAAGCAUGCGAUCCACCCGACAACGACAAAGGCUAUCCGGGCAAUUGUGGUUCAGCGACCGUUGGAAUAACGUUUCUCCUCUCAUACCUAGUUAUAAGCUUUUUGAUAGUUAUUAAUAUGUACAUUGCUGUCAUUCUCGAGAACUAUAGUCAGGCCACCGAGGACGUGCAAGAGGGUCUGACCGACGACGACUACGACAUGUACUAUGAGAUCUGGCAGCAGUUCGAUCCGGAGGGCACACAGUACAUACGCUACGACCAGCUGUCCGAGUUCCUGGACGUGCUGGAGCCCCCGCUGCAGAUCCAUAAGCCGAACAAGUACAAGAUCAUAUCGAUGGACAUACCCAUCUGUCGCGGCGACCUCAUGUACUGCGUCGACAUUCUUGACGCCCUCACGAAAGACUUCUUUGCGCGCAAGGGCAAUCCGAUAGAGGAGACGGGCGAGAUCGGUGAGAUAGCGGCCCGUCCGGAUACGGAGGGCUACGAACCAGUCUCAUCGACGCUGUGGCGCCAGCGAGAGGAGUACUGUGCCCGGCUGAUUCAGCACGCCUGGCGAAAGCACAAGGCGCGCGGUGCGGGUGGCGGGUCCUUUGAACCGGAUACGGAUGGCGAUGGCGAUGGCGACUGCGAUCCGGAUGCCGUUGACCCAGCGCCCGAUGAGCAGGCGGAUGGAGGCGAGGCCCCCGCCGGUGGAGCAUUAGAUGGUAGUGUUAAUGGUACUGGAAAUGGAACUGGAACUGGAGAAGGAGCUGCCGAUGCCGACGAGAGCAAUGUAAAUAGUCCGGGUGAGGAUGCAGCGGCAGCAGCAGUAGCGGCGGCGGCGGCGGCCACGACGGCGGGAAGUCCCGGGGCGGGUAGCGCCGGACGACAGACCGCCGUUCUCGUGGAGAGCGACGGGUUCGUGACGAAGAACGGCCACAAGGUGGUCAUCCACUCGCGAUCGCCGAGCAUCACGUCGCGCACGGCGGAUGUCUGAGCCAGGCCUCGCCCCCCCCUCCAAGAUGCACGCGAGUAUUAGCAUGAGUACGUGUUGGAUGCUGCAUGUUGCAUCGGCAAUGUGCAGCAACAGUGAGCUAACAACAACAGCAACCAGGCGAACAACAAGCAUAAUUUUCUGCUAUAUAAUGAAAGUACACCAUACAAACGAAACAACAAUAAAAAGAACCAAUCAACAACAUCAAGAGAACAACAACUACAACAGUAAAAGUAACAGCAACCGAUGAUAUAACGAAGAAAAACAACAACAACACCAGUGUAAUGUCUCUUUGAGUUACAUAUUUGUAUACCCGCAUUAUUCAGUUAACGAGUCAGCAACCAACAACAAUCAUACUUAAGCUAAACCGAAAUGUCUCAAUAAUUUGUAAGCAGCUCGUAGUCCAAUCCAUUUAGGCGUUUUUCCAAACCACUAUUUGCCUAAGCAGGUGGAAGAAGAAGGAGUUAAACACAUCAGUACACACAAACACAUUACAAUCGAAAAGCAUAUACACACACUUACAUUACCAUAAACAAUUAUUAACCCCAAAAAACAACAAGCCGAUAAGAAAGUUAAAGAACGAUGAACAAGCUCUAAAAAAUGUAUUUGCCAGUAGUGGGUCAACAAACAACACGCUUGAUUUAAUUAACUACCUACCAAACCUAAAAAGCAAAUAAAAACAAAAGAAAACGACGAGCAUAUAACGCUAAAGGUAUGGUAAGCAAAAAAAAAAACAAAUCCCCCAAAAGCAACAUUCUCAAAUAAACAAGAUGAAACUUUUUAACUUAUUCUAAAAGAGACGAGAAGAGAACACCAAUUUGCAUAGUUUGUAUUGUACAUUUAUCCAGCUAAAUAAUGAAAAACUAAAUCAGUAAAUCAAAAGCGGACCCAAAACCAGUAACUAAAGCAACACCAAUAAAAAAUACCGCCCGAACUGCCAUUGAAAGCAAUACGAACCAAAAAUGAAAAACCAAAAAGAGGGACAAACAAAAGCGAAAGCGAAUGCUAAAUGUCAAAGUAUAUUCACACAACAUCCAUACACCCAUUCACACGUACACCCGCACACACAAAAGGAGGGGUAAAGGUCACCAAGAGAGUAAUAGGCAGACAGAGUUAAUUCACAUUCACAAACAAUCGUACUACCUAUCGGACAUUCCCCUUGCAGUUUCGAUUUAGGCGAUAACAUCCCAUUGGGCCAGCAAGAAAGUUCAAAGCAAACAUUUCACCCAUAGAGAUCGGAUAUUUGAGGUUAUGUCCUCAGUUUGAGGUUAUGUCCUUAUUAUGAGGUUAUGUCCUCAUUUUGAGGUUAUAUCCCCGCUCACAUUCUUAAACCCCCACACAGAAACACCGACACAAAGCGACAACAGUACCAAACAAAUCCUUGGAGUUGGGGCGCAUGGAUCCAAACGAAGUGAGACAAAGUCAAGUGAAACCUUACCAAGAGAUCUUAGCAAUUCAAAUUAGAAUUCGAUCAGUCUAACAAUCGAUCAACCAAACAAUUAACGAAGUACGAAGAACGAAGUGAACACGGUAGAAGUGUAUAGAAGAAUUGAACAAUACGAAGAAUGUUAAGUGAAAGAGAACCAGUACCGAAACAAGUUCAAAGCAAGUGCUAAAAGAAGAAAUCAUAAAACGGAAAUUAGCAGAAGAAGCGAUUGUGCCUAGCACAAUAUAUAACUAAAGCAAAUAGUGAAACGAAAACGAGUGAACAAUUUGAACAAGUUUUUGUUUUCAAAGUGCUAUAUUUUCACAUACUUCUUUUUUAUCUAAACCUACAAGUAGAAUCGAGCAAAGAUCGAGAUUAACGCUAAAUUACACAGUGAGCAAGAGAAGUUAAUAAAAAACGAAUAUAUAUUACACGUAAUUAUAACAAAACUAAUUUAACUAAAAUACGAUAUUGAUACUGAAUUGAAUUCAAACAAAGUUUUAGCCCAACCGCUUAAGAGCGAAAAAUACUUUUCAGCGGCAACCGCCUUCGCAUUCGCUUUCCUUUUCGUAUCCGCCGCAGCCGCGUUAUAACGAUGGACAAGAAGAUAUGUGAAAACCGAGAAUCGAUCUUCGAUAACCGAUAACCAAUCCAAAAGAAGAAGAAAAGAACCAAAACGAUAAAGUAUUUCGCUGAGUUGCGCCCAGUUUCGCCAUGCUAAGCUUUGUUUGAAUCAGCCUUACUUCAUAUCAUUUCUUUGGUUUCUAUGUCGUUUCAUUUACUAGCAAUGCCUUUUCCGACGCUGUUCAGUUAUGUAUUGACAAGCAAACGAUUACCGAUAACCGAUUACGAUAACGUUCAAUGAAACUCCAUCGAACGGCCCCCGCUACACCGAAAGUUGUGGAGCAUUUCGACCCGAGUGUCGCAAGAAAACAAAUAAUAUGUGAGGUUCCAUUGCGCACACACACACAGUACAGUACACUCUCGCAAAAUUCACCCACCCACCCACUCACUCAACAAACAUAUAUAUAGAAACUCAGACACAUGUAAAUGCUUUGCUUUUGCUUCGAAAUUGCUGCAAUCGUAGGAGGUGAAUGAAAAACGAAUACUUUGGGAUCAAUGCGCUUUUUGGUUUUGACAAUAACAAAAAUUAACAGUUCACCCCACUGACACUCACGUCCACGAGAAAAGCAUAUGUACACAGAGGCAGACAUGGACAUUGAAAGGACCUCUUUCAUUGGCAAUCCUCUUCUCGCUGACUUGCUCUCACUCUAUCUCCGAUCACGAAUUGAAACUGUUAUACGAAACAUGCUUUCACACACUGCCUAACUUCUAACUAUCUGUUAAAUCAAAUACAAAUGCGGAACUUGUUCUAAGCACAUCCAAAUCUACUUACAGAAAGAUAAACAGCAUCGUACCAAGUUUACCAACACUGGGAGUUUACAAAUCACCCUCGGUCAACCAAUGCUUUUGAUUUGCCAGUAUUUUCGUUUAGUUUUCCAAUAUGUUGUUACUAGUAGCUCACCAAUUUAUGGACACAGUUGAUUUAUUGCAAAUGGCCAGAGUGUUUACAUUAACUUUUUGUGUUGAAUAACUGUUGUAUAACCGAUUUAUAACCGUUUUACCGGAUGUAUAACAGUAAUAUAAGGGUUGUACAGCUUUUAAAAUAAUUAUAACACAAUUACAUGACGGUUGUAGGCAACAGUAUAUGAGUUCGACAUGUAUAACAGUUUGCUUUGAAUGCAAAACUCAGCUUUCUUUACAGUAAAACACAUGUAUAAUGCCCCAGUUACAUUGGCCACUUCGCAUCGAUCGACUCUCUCAAUUUGGUCGUACAACAAAGUUGGAAAAAAAAAAAAAGGAAAUGUUAAAGCAAGCCACAAUAGUUUUCCAAUACUCGACCGUUCUGAUUUCAAAUUAUCUUAGCCAACACAAAAAGUAACGCAAACAACAAAAAUUGUAGAGUAAUUGACAUGUGUACAUUAUGGGGACCAGUUUAAGCGUUGCCUUAAAGUCCAAAUUGAGUUUUUUUAUUUGCGCACGCGUUUACAAGACCUUUUUCAAUGAUCAGACCCCGAAACUAUGUUUAACCAUGACCCCUAAGACCCCUUACCCUUUUAGACGCAACGCAACCCGACUCGAACAGACUCCGCUUUGGUUUGCCUUAAAUUCAUCGUAUUACGUAUUUGAAUUUCCCCCACAUUGAUUUAACCGCUUGCCAAUUGCCAAUUUUGUAACGACUUAAAUGUAGCUUCAUUAUUAUACAUUUUGUUGGCUGUUUGACAAAUAAUACGAGUACCCACUUUGAUAAAUAAUAGAAUACAUGGAAAUAACGCAAAAAACGAUAAAUCGCUUUGUCGAGAAUAAUAAACGAAACAUGCUAUAAACUAAUAACAGAAAAUUAAGUUUGAAAAUUCCGUACAAAAUGCAUAAGUUAAACGAAAAAAGCAUAUAAUAUUGAGGAAAUUAAAGGAAUAAUAUAUCUACUUAUACUGAGUGCACUGUUAUAAACGAGGGGCGGGGCGAGAUUAAAUAAACAACAAAAAAAUCGAAUCAAAUGAAAUUAAAAAUUGAAACAAAAAACAUAUAUUAUAAUGGUAUAUACUUCAAGAUAUUGUACUAUCUAUGUGUGAAUAACAUCAUCUGCAAAACAACAGCCACACAUGAAGCUUAUGCGACAAGCAAAAAAAAAGAAGGGACAACAUGCAAGAAGUCGAGGAUGACAUACUCUAUAAUAUACGUGUAAAUUUACAAUAAUACAAGCUGAGGAAAGGAUAAGAAUUUUAGCAAGCGGUAAACUCAAGCGACACCGAAACGCAAAUCGAAAUCGAAAAGUUAAAAAAUAUGCAUGAGGACAAGAAGACGAAAAGGACGACGACGACGAUGUCGUGGAAGGGUGGUAAUGAUAUUGAUAAGGAAAUCUAUUUCAUAUUUUUAGCAUACGUGUAAACAUAUUUUUUGUGCCGAGGUUACGUUCGAAGCAACACGCGCAUCAUUGCCAUUAGACAAAAUAAAAUUAAUUAUAUAUACAAUAUGCCUAAAGAUAAUACGGGAAAUCCAAAAAAAAAAAACUACAACUAAUAAUUAUAAAACAACCAAAAGCAAAACAAAACCAACAACUGCAUAUUUUGUGCUGCUGAAGAAAGUCACAACGCAACAAAAAACAUGAUAACAAUAAAACGUAUAUAAAUUUCUAACAAUUUUAGAGCAAUAAAACCACACACCCACGAACCAUGACACGAACACACACCCUCACCACAGAAGGUUGCCGAAUUUUUGCACAUCCACUGUUGCAAAAUGGCCGUGCAAAAGAGAGCGAGAUAGGGCGGAAAAGCACUCCACACUGCUUCGCCCACGGCCGCACAGUGGCGUCGCAAAGUUUGCAACCGAAAACAGCCCGCAACAUUCUCAAAUUACAAAAACGAUAAAAUCAUUUUUUAGAUACACUUCAAAAAUCAAAGCGUGAAAAUUUCUAUAUUAGUUAAUAAUAAAAUCCUUUUUUGUUAACUCACUAUAUUGAAAUGGAAAACAAAGAUGGACAAAAACUUUAGCUUUAUACUCGUACAUUUGUAAUAUAUUACAUAAGCCUAGAUAAUUACAUAAAAAAAAGGAAAAUAGAAAAUAUAUUAUAAAUUACAAUUAUACAAAAGCAAAACCGAAAAUUUUACAAAUAAAAAAAUUCAAAAAGAAAAAAAAAACAAACAAAACCAAAUCAAACGAAGCAUAGCAAAGGAAAUUCAUAAAUAGCAAACAAAAAUCGAAAAAAAGGAGAAAACCAAAAACGAACUGUAUAAAAAAAAUGAAAAACAAGAACAUUUAAAUGUAAAACAGCCAGUUAUUAUGCAUAGCUAUUAAAUUUCAAAUACAGAGCAGGAGCAGGAGGCGAUACCAAGAAAUAAGAACAAUUAUUGCAAUUAGAUAUUCUACAUAAAAAAUUCGAAAUCUUUAGUAAAGCAUAGGGUGCAUAUACAACCACACGAACACAUUAACACAAAGGCCCACAUAAGCAUUCCCGUGUUUUCAAAUAUGAGUAAAGUGUUGUUUUCAACGACCCAAUCAGGUCGUUAUAUCCUAAAUUUGAGUGUUAUCAGUUGCCAGCCCUCUCACCCAUCCAACCACCCACCCAGCCACCCACUCACACACCCACAGACAGACAGACACCCAGACAGACCCCGGAAAAACGAAGCCAAGCAGCAGAGAUUAAGAUAAGAAACCAGGCCUAACUAUACGAAACCAAAGUCAAACCAAUCCAAACCGAAACCGAAACACAAGAACUCACAAUUACGAAAGUUGCCAUCCAGCGAAAUAUUUGCAAUUUAUAUUGAGAGCAAGAGUUAAUAGCCGUUUAUAUAAAGCCCGUUGAACACGAAAACAAAACGAAAAAAAAGCAAAAACCAAAAACAGACUGAAGAAAAUGAGAAUUAUUUAACAAGAAAAAUUUAUAUAUAUAAUGAUAGCCAAUAGAGACGACAGAGUGCAUCCAAGCUAUAUGAACAGAGUCACAAAAUGCCAAGCUGCUUUUACAUGCAUCCAGAGCUGAGCCCCAUCCACUCACUCACACACACACCACACACACGGAGACAGGAUAUCCUGCCACGCCCACAAGCAACCACCCACCCACAGACACAGAUACUAAGACACACACAGACACACACAAUGGAGAUGCAGUAGCUCAUGAAAAGAUUGAGACGUGAGGGAUAUAUAUGUAUUUAUAUUUAUACACCAGCAAGCUAGCGAAAAUGGCUACAUGAUACUAAUGGAGCAUAAUUUAAAUAUACAUAUUAAAGGAAGUCUUAACUAAAGCAACAGCAAAAACUGACAAAAACAAAUUAGCAAGAUUACAAAAAACCAAAAAAAAAAAAAGAAGACGUUUGCGAAGAGACACAGGCACCGUUAGCAUAUUUUUUUUAUACAAAUACAAUUUAAGCAAACGAAUACGAAAAUCAACAAAUUGAAGUAAUUUAUUAGUGAGAAACCGAAGCAACUGAUGAUGUCUUUGUAAAGACUUUAUAUAUGCCUGCCAUAUGCCUACAUCUGCCUAGCUGUCUGACUCUAACACAAAAACACGAACACAACACUUUCUCUUUUUUCUAUUCUCUCUCUCUCUCGCUUGUGCAGACACGAACAGAAAGACAGACCUCUUGAGUAAAAAUGCAUUCAUCAUUCGGAACGUGGACCCAGCUGCCCUCGGUGAGAAGCGCGGAGAGAGGCGCACUGGAGCGAAGACUGGUUCUAAACGAUGCAGCAGCGGCUGCAUGAGCCAGACCGAAAAUUGUUCAGGCUUCUUCUUCUUGUCUUUUUAUGGGUUUCUUAGCGUACCCCCUCUCAUUUUUUAGCCUCUUGGGGGGUUCUCCGACCCCCCGUCUCCCGAUCCAGAGCCGUUGUCGAGCAACUCUAUUUGAUAGCAACUUCCCCGGCUACAAAUUCCAAGUGGUUCAGAUGGCUGUAGGACAACCAGACAACACAUGCACCCCUUACAGACACACAGAUUCAGAUUCUACCCCAAAAAAGAUGAUAAAGAUAUAUACAUAUGAAUAUGUAUAGAUUAUAUAUGUGCGAUCAAGUAAAAGCAGCUAAAAAAAAUACCGAAAAACGAAAUAAAAAAUGCUAAAAAUUAUGACACCCGCCACUUUUCUACUAAAAAGAAAUCGACUGUAUAUAUAUAUACAAAUAUAUAUAUAUGAACAUAUAUAUAUAUAAUAAUAUGAGUAUAUUUAUGUAGCAGUAUAACAGUAUGUGUAGUAUAACACUUUGUCCAUUUGCUUGACAAACAGACUCACCACACUCACAGAACGACACACAUACAGACAGGCACACGAUAUGCAUUUUGUUUUCUAGUUUUUUAAAGGGACAUUAACUUGUACUAGCGAUACUCUUAACAAAUAAAUCUUGCAAAACAAUACGGAUAGGGACAUCGCUGUCAUACAUUGUAAUGUUUUCGCCGGCACAACCUUCGAUUUUCGAUUGAAGCCAGCCUCUUGUUAUCAAUUUUUUCGAUAGAAUACGUGUAUUUACCAACAACCACAGAUAAUCCAUUAAGUUUGCCCAAAAACACACAUAUUAAUAUAUAAAUAUACCUGCAUAUAUAUUUUUUUUAUAGCAACGUAUGGGAAAUCUAUAUGGGACAAAUGAAACACAACAGUUUUUGUAUGUAUUCAUUUUUAUUAAAAAACCAAAACGGGAAAAUGGGAAAUACAAACCGGAAACCAAGAAACCAAGACAAAGAAACACUCGUAAAACACACUGACAGACAAGAAUUGUUUUUAUAAAGAUAUAUUAUCGAUUAAUAAAUUUAAAGUAAAAUAAAAACAAAAAACGAAAAGAACAAACGCCUGAAUUAGUUUAUUACGCAAAGGAAAAGAAUUAUAAUUAGUUAAUUCAAAAUAAAAUAAAACAUAAAAAAAAA
Molecule: messenger RNA, 15243 nt
Organism: Drosophila biarmipes
Lineage: Eukaryota; Metazoa; Arthropoda; Insecta; Diptera; Drosophilidae
Gene: para
Product: sodium channel protein para
Exons: 32
Coding region: 953-7414 (2153 amino acids)
Biological process (GO): neuronal action potential; membrane depolarization during action potential; sodium ion transmembrane transport
Cellular component (GO): plasma membrane; voltage-gated sodium channel complex
Molecular function (GO): calcium ion binding; voltage-gated sodium channel activity
Source: RefSeq, a predicted model, not a curated record